Messenger RNA from Tremella mesenterica DSM 1558, 1860 nucleotides. RefSeq lists its product as uncharacterized. The record is from RefSeq and is a predicted model, not a curated record. Bases 1 to 1860 code for a protein of 619 amino acids. Lineage: Eukaryota; Fungi; Basidiomycota; Tremellomycetes; Tremellales; Tremellaceae. The transcript has 6 exons.
AUGGCCCCCUCUACUCCCACUCCCAGCCCUUUCGCCGCCAUGAGGAAUUUUGGUGGUAUGGUGUCAUCUGCUCUUUCUUUUGGCGACAGAUCUCGCCAAGUCUCCUCCCUUGGCCUCGGCACUCUCUCUCUGGGGGAGCCGUCCGGCGCUGCCUCGCCUCCUCGCUCCGCCUCUCCUCCCGCUGGUUCUCACUCCCCCGUGUCUGGUUCUCCCGUCCGCGUAACUGGUUCUCCCGGAGGGCCUCCUCCUGCCGCCACCCCUCGCCGUAGGACGCCCGCCUUUCGUCCUGAAAGUGAGGAUGAUGAUGAUCGGGAGGGUAGGAUUGAUAGUGAGGGUGAAAGCGAGUUAGAAGAAUACCCGGAUGAUGAUGUGGAGGUGAUUAAUGUAGAGGACAACGACGUAGAUAGUCCUGAGCCUCUCCAAGACAUUGCUAACUCGCAGCCGUUCCUGUCCCCCCCCCCUGCUCAAAUCGUGGGCCAGAAACGACGCCGUUCCCUCUCCUCUUCUUCCUCUUCUUCCUCUUCUUCCUCUUCCUCUUCCUCUUCUUCUUCCUCUUCCUCCUCUUCCGGGGUUCUCCCCCCCGCCAACGCCAUCGCCGCUGCUGCCGCCGCCCGCCCUGCCGCCGCCGCCCCCGUCGUUGCUCCCCCCCCUUCUCCCAGAGGGGAGCCUUCGCCCAAACGGGUGAAGAGAUCAUUGCGGGAAGAAGAGUACUUGUGGGAGAAGAUGAAGUCCGAGCCUGGACGUUGGGUCGCGGUUGGUGUUGACGAAGCGUGUGAUCGUUGUCGACCGUCUGUCCCCCGUUCGCGGGUACCACCUUCGUCUCUCCGGUCGAUUCGCCGCACUUCGCCGGACUCCCGCCCAUCACCUCCGUCGCCGUCGCCCUUCGCUCCUGCGGCCGGCCCGUCACGUCUCCCCGCUGCUCCUCCUUCGUCCUCCCGUCGUCCUUCGGCCCCUCGUCCGUCCUCUCCCGUGGUGGCCUCUCCUCCGGCCCACGGCACCCGAAGUCGCCGUCCUUCUGCUCCUCCGGCCACCCCAGUGGCCCCCCCUGUCACCGCGUCCCCCGCUUCCAAGAAGACUCCAAAGUCUUCUUUAAAGAAAUCAAAAGGGAAAAGGAUGGAGAAAGAGGUCGUCUUUGAAGGUGGUGAUGUGGAAGAUGAAGCUACUCAGCGUGCUGGGCCCUCUGUUCCUCGGUUGUCCUUCGUCCACCCUCGCAUCUCUCUGGACCCUCGUAUCCCGGAGGAUGAAAAGGAAUUUGCUACGUAUCGUUCUCUCGUUCUUGGCCUCACCACUCAGCUUGACGUCGCUCGACGUGAUACAUCUCUCUUGCUCGACUUCUCCACUCGUCAAGCCAACGCCUUGAAUAACCUUACUGCGGCGUUAGUAGAUGUAGUCAACGGUGGGAACCUGAGCGAGGAAGCAAGGACGAGGUUAGCGGACGUCUCUCACCGAAGCCUUACUGAGAUAGCCGAUGUUCGCCGAAGACUUUACGACACCCCCUUCCUCGUUACUCCCAUGGCGUACAAGCCACCACCGUCCAUCGGCUGGUUAGGCCCCCGGAGUAGUUCUCGUGUCCCUGCUUCUGCUCAGACUGCUCUCGAUCUCUUCAGUCUCCCUUUCGAGUGUCUUAGGACCAUACGUUCCUUGUGGAGGACUCCGAGCAUGCAAGCUGCUCGGGAUGUCCAGGACUUCGGUGAUUUCUUUGGGGCUAUGAAUCGGGCAUGGAAUGCUUCUCUCUCGUCUGCCUUCCCCCCUGACAGUCUCGAUCUCCCUUCGGCCAUCGGUACUCUCCACACCAAUCCCGCGGGACCGAGUAGAGCGAAGGAGAAAGGAAAAGGAAAGGGUAAGGGUAAGGACAAGUGA